CGGGAAUCGUUCGAGUUUAAGUGCCCCUAUCGGCUAAUACAUAAACGCCAUCCAAAAAUUUCCCAUGCUUUCCCUGGAAAUGGGAGAUGCCAAAGGUUAAGUUUCGAGACAAAAGCUACAGGUUCCGUGGAAGGAAACGUAGUCGACAAAGAGUCAGCUGGUACCAGUGAAAAGAUAGACUAUGGAGUUGUCGGUAUGCACCAUGUUGGUAUUCUAUGUGAAAACCUUGAAAGAUCUCUUGAAUUUUAUCAGAAUGUUUUAGGUCUUGAAAUAAAUGCUGCUAGGCCACAUGAUAAGCUUCCAUAUAGAGGUGCUUGGUUGUGGGUGGGUUCGGAGAUGAUUCAUUUGAUGGAACUCCCAAACCCAGACCCCUUAACCGGAAGACCUGAACAUGGAGGCCGUGACCGUCAUGCCUGUAUUUCAAUUCGAGACGUAUCUAAGCUGCAUGCAAUCCUUGACAAAGCUGGUAUUCCCUCAACACUUAGCCGAUCCAGGAGGCCAGCAAUUUUCACAAAAGAUUCAGAUGCAAAUGCUCUAGAAUUCACAUAAGUUUGAUGCACGAGGUGUAUUAGCAUUCAAAACCUGGAUUUCUUCAUAGAUGGUAUCCCAGGUCCCUUUUUCUCUCAGGAUCCAGAUCAUGUAUAUAAUAAUAGAAAAUGCCAAGGAUUUACAUUUUGAAUUAUAUUCUAAGACAGCUUAUAAAUAGAAAAAUCUUUAUACUAG
Molecule: messenger RNA, 723 nt
Organism: Hibiscus syriacus
Lineage: Eukaryota; Viridiplantae; Streptophyta; Magnoliopsida; Malvales; Malvaceae
Exons: 4
Source: RefSeq, a predicted model, not a curated record